GAACGGGUGAGAACACUGAAGUUUAGAGAGGAGCACAGAGGGCCUGCAGGGUGGGAAUUAUUAGUGAGUGAGGCAUGAAUGAGGGGGAGAGGGGGUGAGAAGGGGUGAGGAGGUCUCUCCUCUCAGGAAUUUACUCUAACUCUCAGUCUCACAGCUUUGCCUGCUUCAGUCACAGACUGAGAGAGUCCAGGAGAGACCAGAGGGACAACAUCCAGAGGAGACACUCUGUGAGGACAAGGAGAGAUACAAAGACAGACUGUGUGGGUCUAAUAAAGACAGGGACACACUGUGUAUGUGUGUGUUAGUUGGCUGUGUCUGAUAAAGACAGUCUGUGUGUGUUUGCGUGUAUGUGUGUGUGUGAGUGAGUGUGUAUGAGCUGUGUCUAAAAAUGACCAAAAGGUGUUUAGCAGCUCAGAAAGAGGACAGAGCAAAUGGACUCACCAUGUCCCCAGAAAAGGACCAGAAGAAGAAGGUGGGUCUGGGCAAGAAGGUGACUCUGCUGCGAGGCAUCUCCAUCAUCAUCGGCACCAUCAUUGGCGCCGGGAUUUUCAUCUCUCCAAAGGGCAUUCUCAAACACUCGGGCAGCAUUGGCAUGUCUCUGAUCGUCUGGAUCGCCUGCGGCGUGCUGUCACUCUUUGGUGAGUCAGAUCUGAAAAGAUGUAGAGUUUAUAUUUUACUUUGUGAGAGAAGCAGUGAAGGUGAAACAUGCCUACAAACAGAUAGAGUAAAAUAAACUACUGAGAGAAGAUAAUAUAAAAUGAUUAAAAACUAAAGUGAAGCAUCUUCUCCGAGAGAGAGGGACAAAGGCUGCUUUCUAAAAUAUGUCAAAAUAAAAGUUUAAAAUAGAGUGACAGCAAAAGCCCAGACACUGAAAAAAAGGGAUAAAUAACAGGUUUAUCUUCUUCUUACUAUCACUUUGAAUCUCUGUAUCACAGCAAAUAUAUGGACCAUGCUGUGAGUACCUGACUUCCUGCUAAUACAUAGACUCAUGGCUUACAAGAUUAAAAAACAAAGAGCAUUAAUUUUUAUUAGAUAAAGACAUUUCAAAUAACCACGACUAAAACACACUAUGACUCUAAACUCUGCCUGCUGUGCAUCCUCAUGAAAAAUAUCAGUACCUAGAGAGUCAGUCUGUACCUUCAUAUACAGGCUGCUAUUACACAAGACAUGUAUUUUAUUUGUCUUCUCUUUAAAAAAUAUGCUUCCUGCUCUAAGACUUCUGACUUCACUCCAGGAAGUCAUAAACUGUAGAAUUUGCCACAUUUGUCACAAAUGAUUCAAACUUUCUCUUUCCACCCAACUCAUUUUACAGUGUUUAUGAACAAUCUGUAUCUGCGUCAGGAUGAGAGCUCACAGAGCAGCUCUGAACAGCAGAGAGUAAAGAUGCAAUCAGUUAACGAUAAUCUCAUUCACAAUACAAUAAAACAAUGGAGCAAUCUGCACAAACUGUGUGACUACUGUGUGGUCACAGUGAGCUCACCUUUGAGUUUUUCUCUGUAUUAGGAAAAAUGAAAAAUGCUGCCAGCCAACGACUGAAAGCCGGCUUACUCUUACUCAUGUAAUUGUGUAAUUCUCAUAAUCCCAGUCAUUAUGAGGCCCUGUUGCAGACUGGAUUCUGGUCUUUAUUUGUGAAUUUCAUUUACAGUCUGCACCCCUCCCCCCUGUACAGUGUGUGAAGAGAGGAAUGAUCAGACUGAGAUCCCCUUUGAAACCACACUGUGAGCAUGUUUAUUUCUGCUCUAAAUAGGGUUUUUUGAUUUUUUUUAAUACUUGCACCAGAAAUAUGUAAAUAUUACAGUACAGUUCCCUAUAACCCGCUAUUAGUCAUACAGCUGUGACGUAUGUUCAGCCACAGCUAGCUGUCAGCAAACUAAGCAUGCUCACGUGAGUGAGGUACGGGCAAUAAAGCGCUAGGUAACCAAAACAAACCAGUAACUCUGCUCUGUGAAAACACUUCGUUUUAUUUGUGUUUUCUUUUUUUGUUGUGAUGUGAAGCACUUAGUGUCACAUUAAUGUUUAAAACUCAGUAUUUAUAAAGCCUUAUUGAAUGAUUUGCUGUCAGCCAUCAGCAUACUGUGAGGCGUGACUGUGUUUGUCAGCACAGUUUAAUCAGAGGAACAUGUCAGGAAUUAACAAACAUUACUUUGUUAUUGAAGGGUGAAACACCAACCUCCACUGACCUGAGCUGAAGUCUUUGCAUGCACAUCUGUAUAUUGUUGCAUAUAUUGUUGCAGAAGCCUUAAAUCCUUCUGUUUUUGUGCAGUUAUGAAAAGUCCAAGCACAUUAUCCUCACUGAAAUCCUUCCCUGCUCCCCUAAGUCUUUCUCCCUAAACUUGUAAUUAAAAUCCAUCCCCCUAAACCCCCCCCUCUUAAGGCUCGAAAGGCUCCCACAGUCAUAGAUCAGAUGAUGAUGGGGCCUGAAGAGGGACAGCCGAGUUUUAUAGAAGCACCUGAGCCAGUUUUACAGCCUGUGUGACUGCUGUCCUGUUUUUGAGCAAGAGAUGUAUCUGUCCCCUCUGUCCCUGCAGGAGCGCUGUGUUAUGCCGAGUUGGGCACCUGCAUUAAGAAGUCUGGAGGCCACUACACUUACAUAAUGGAAGCUUUUGGACCUCAGAUGGCCUUCAUACGGCUGUGGGCUGACCUCGUUGCCAUCAGGUAACGUCUGCAUCCUCGGCUGAUAGCAGAUGAUAGCACCAACACCAUGUAUUAUCUUAUGUUUACUGCUGAAUCCUACGACUGUAUUUUGUACUGCAUACAUAAUGGAUACUGUUUAGGCUUUAUUCAUACUUGUUGCUGACAUUAUGCUCAGUGGCAUCAAAUGGAGGUGGCAUAAAAAAUUCCUUGGCUGUGUAAAAUCUUUCUUUCUCUGAGUGUAUUUUAGAGAGUGCAGUUUAAAUAGAUCAUGCCGAUACCUCAUGCUGUAGUUUUUGGCCUGCGUAGAGCUGAGGUGAAGUAGAGAGUGUUGGUGGCUGUGUUUUCAGGCAUCCCUGGAUCAGCCCCAUGGAGAGAGCAGUAAAAUUAAGAAGAACAGAAACUGUAUUCACAGUAACUCUUUUUACAUGGGUAUGUUGAAUAACAUAGCCUGCAUACAUACAUGAAGAGCCAAGGCAGGGAGAGCAACAGCAAAGCCUCCUGAGGUGCCACACAGUGUUUAAAGGGGGAGCAGGUGUGGCAGUGGGUUGCAAAGUGGUUUAAAGAGGAAGAGUUGGCAGGCUGAAAGUGAACACAACAUUUUCACAUUUGACUGUUGGAUGGUCGAUGCUAAUUGGCUGAACUAACACUCAGUUCAGUUUUAUCAUGAGUGGGAGCACUGCUACACGUCUCCAUUAUAAAAUGCAGAGAAGUGUACACUGUUAAGUCUUCCAUCUGUCCUACGCUCAAAUGAGGCCUGCAGACUGUAGACCAGGUUUUGGCUGGUGUAUGGUGCAGAUGCCCUCAGCCUCCUCCCCACUUUUGCCCCUUACCGCACCUCAUUUUAGUGCCAAUGCACUUUAAGCGCAUAUUCACCCUUCAUUUUUAUGACAUGACAGCUGGGCUUAAAAAUGACGAGAGUAACAGGUUUAACAUGACUGACAUUUGCAGUGCGUGCCUGGAUGGAUUGUGCUGGGUGUAUGAUGGGACCCUUAGGCUUUAGGUUUACAGGUUGGACAGGUUGGAGCUGCUAGAUGUCUGCUUAAAGUCACCUUCACUAAUUCACUCAAUUAGCUGUAAAGGUGAGUUUGUGAUGUUGAAGAGAUUGUAAAAGAGUCCGUGAGUUAUUAACUUGACAUUUUUAAACCCCUCUCUGACCACCAAACGUGCACCUCCGACACCACCACCCAAAAAAACAAACAAAAAAAAAACAACAAAAAACAAACAAACAAACAAAAAAAAACACAACAAUGCCAAAAUGUAGAUUUUAAGGUUUUAAAACUGGACCAUGAGACCACACAGAGACUAUGUCCACUUUUACUGUCAGAUGCUGUUUGCAACUAGAAGAAUGACCCCUGUUGCACAUAUAUGGGAACGCAGGCUGCAGGCUUUUCAUCACUGUCUGCAGUUUAAAACUAUAGUGCGUAACAUCUAUCGGCCCCUAGAAGAUUUCUGCGUACAACAACAAUACGGCCAGCACCUCAAUAUGAUGUACGGCCCGGUGUAACCUGUACAUGGAGUAACACUCGCGACACACCGCAUACUGCUUAUCACGGUACACGGACUGUAACUGUCUACGCAACGUGUUGGCUACUAAAGUUACUCGUCACAGCACACAAACUUCCCGUAGUAAGUAACACACCACAACACAGGCUACACGCCUUGUAACUUACUGCUCAUAAGGCUAACAUUACACAAUGUGGCAAACACCAAGCUGUCAACAAUACAUUACAUUCAUAGCACCAUUUCAAAGAAAAUAAUACAGUACUCAGUCCAGUACAUGUAACAGCGACACAUCCUGCUUGUAAUGAACAGAGUUAAUAACUUAUCUAGUAUUAUCAAGGCAACAUCGGUGUCAGACCUCAGUCCAAUCUCCUCCUUCAAGUAGAAGUUAUGCACUAUAGCUUUAAAAUAAAGAAGUUAUUUUCAGUUAUGGUGCAGCGUCUGUGGAUGUAAAGACUGUUCAUUUAUACAUACAUUGUUUACAGCAUACAGGUGAAAAAAUGAAGAUAUGUGAGGUGAAUUUUGGUGUACUGGGACAGACUCCCGUGCUAUUUUAAAACUUGCUGCUUGAGACUUUGGGGACGGUUUUGUUCUGUAAACUCUGAAUUAAGCCUCUGUCACUCUGUUUUUGGGAAAUCAAUCCAGUCUGAGCUAUUUGAACAUAACGCACUGAACCAUGUUGCUGGUCCGGGCUGCAGGUCAGGCUUCUUGGUGCGUUGGCUCUGCCUCUGAACAGUUUGUCUGUGACCCUGUGAGGGUGCUGAGGUUAUUUCAGAGCAGUGAGGUGAGGAAACGCUCCAUGUGCAGCUGUGUGUGCACUCAGCCAAAGCAUAGCAGUAAAAACAGUCUGGUGGCCAUCCUGAGCCGUCCAAUCCAGGGCUGGCCUCAGGCUAGAGGAGCUGAAACCAUGGGAAAUGAAGGCCGGCAGAGGAGCAGAAUGAAAACAGAGAGCGAGAGAUAACCGAUCAGCUGCACAGGCUCUGACCACUGAGAGAAAAACCGCUAGACCUCUGGAUGAUCUGCACAACCUAUUUCUUAUAAAGCUGAUCACUGUCCACAGCUUCAGUGAGGGAUUAUACGAGGUGUUUGUGUGUCACAUACUAGAAACACACACACCAAUCUGCUGAAUAAGCACCUCAAUCUGGCUGCAAAGAGGUUUACUAAAAAUUCUCUGAACAGACUAAUCAGGGUGACUUAAUGUUUGGCUGAAGUUUUAAACUGAGCUUAGACAAAAAUAAAAGAUCAUUUACAGGAUUUUGACCCUUCAGGGUCCAGGUCUCUGGGUUCAAAACGUCCCCUCAAAAGUCUCCUCCUGCAUAAACUCAGUCUGGACGGUUUUCCUGCUGCUUCCACUCAAACAGUUAUCUGAUUGAACAUGCUGCUGUACUCCGUCACUCUAUCUAUAGUAUACAGACAGAUCAAUUCCACUCUAGUUCCUUCAAAAUAAGAGCCCUCCACUGAAUAAUAGCACACUGCAAGUUUUUUUGCAAAAAAAUUAACCUGAAAUCAUUGAAAUCAUUGAUCGGUUAUCUCUCUUCAGUUUAUCACUCCGUUCGUCAGACUGCACACACCUUCAUGGUCACAUAUUUUAUGUCGCAGCCAAGUAAAAGAAAUCCACCAAGGCCACCAAGAAACUUUCCUGUGCAUCCUAAAGGAGCCUACUGAAAAGGAUGUAUUUGCACUUCUACAACUUAUUCUAUGUUCAAAGCUGCUUCGCUCCACUUUCAGACCCUCAAAGGCAUAUUUUAGUAUUUCUGAAGUGGGGGAGUGUUUUAGCCACAAUAGCUGUUUUUUUUGUUUUUUUUUAGCUCAGCUGCUUUAUUGAGAAGCUGACAGGAAAACCUGCAUGCAAGCUAGGCUACAGCUUUCAGCAGAUGGGGCAAUUUUGCCACAUAAUUUAGAAUCUGGCCCAAACACUAAUGUUUAAGUGUACGCUCCACUGACAUAUUUUUCAACACUUUACUCUGCCAACUAUAUCUGACUUAUCUCUAACGAAAACAUGGUCCAGUAUCUUCUCUCAGUGAGCUCAAGUUUGGUUUACAGCAGCUCCAGUCUGUGUAGAUGUAAAUGCUCCACUAGCUGUUCUGUAAGAGGUGCUGAGCUGUUAUUAUAAUCCUACGUGUGUUAUUACUGUGGGUCAUUUCUUGAGUAUUACAUUAAACACAGGCUAACAGAUACAUUACGCCUGUAUUAUACAAUUAGUGAUGAUCUCAUGGCUCACCUGUGUGUGUGUUUGUGUGUGUGUGUGUGUGCGUGCAUGCGUGCAUGCAUGCGUGUGUUCCUCUCUGUGUGUCCUCUAGGCCUGCGGGGAUGGCGGUCAUCUCUCUGGCAUUCGGUCAGUACAUCCUGGAGCCGCUCUUCAUGCCCUGUGGGAUCCCUCCUAUGGCCAUCAAACUGGCUACUGCCAUCGGCAUCAGUAUGUACACCUGAACUCACCGUAAACUCAAAACAAACAAACAUGCACUUGAUUCAACAUUUAUGCAAACACUGAAGCCGUUCUCUGAUACCAACCUGAGCAUAGACUGUACAAUAAAUGGACAUAGCGUCAGUGACAUCACCUGUUUGUUUCUGAAGCAGAGCUUUAAAGCCCAUGUGUGGUGGUCGCCACAUUGGUUCGGUGACUUUCAUCAAACUACCAGGGCAGGGCCUCCUGCUCACAGCUACAGUGUAUCCCCUCUCAGUCAAGUCAGCUGUGCCUCUGAUUCGCCAAUCUUAUAACCUUUAAAGUAAACACAUAACAGCGCAGAGCUGAGUUUAAUAGAUCUGCCCUCUGUCACCGAUACCUGAUCUGUUAAACUCUGGGUCAGUAUCUAAGUUAUAUAUGCAUCUCUAGUUAUAAGGAAUGCAUAUUUUACUAUUUGACCUGCUGUACCAGCAGCUGUAGGUCUAUAAAAAACAGGAGAUAAUAACAGGUAUUGAAGUGUGAAACAGCCAGAAACAUAGAUGUCCGCUGACUGAAGUACUAAAUACAGACUGUAAAAUAAAAACGCACACUUUUACAAGCGCAGACACCACAGUGACUUAAACAUGUGUUAGAAAGUCUGAGGAGACAUUUUCUGGAGCUGUACUGUAACCUGACUGCUAACAUUUCAUCAUCUCUAUGAUAAUUCACUCCUCCCAUGAUGACACACACAGUUCAUGUAAGAGGGAGAGAGAUUGCUGAUUUGUGUGUGAAUAAUGAUGCAACAUGUGUCAGAGUUACAUGCUGCUGGCGUGCAGGUGUGUGAACAGUCUGUACUGGUUGUGGUUUUGUGAUAGUUCAUCUCUGUGACAGCCUGUGUUAACAUUCAUUGACGGGUAUUUAUUUUCAUCUGUACCCUUGUAUGAAGCUUUGUGGUUGUGGUUAAAUAAUGGUCAUGUUUCUGGCAGACAGAUCAGGCAUUGGUAAGGUUAAAAAAGUUGUUUUAACAGUUAUAGUAAUUUUGAAUCUUUGUUGUCUUUUCGUCUGGUCUGUCAAACACGAUCAGCUCAGCAUCCAACAAUCUUAGAGGGAAACAACAACAUGCUGUCAAAUUAUUUCAUAGAAUAUCAGGUUUACUAAAAAAAUAUCUCCUUUAAACUCAGCCAAGAUAAUAAUGUGCAGCCUUUAGAAAAAUCAACAAAAGAGAAAAUCAAUUUUCAAAACCAGUCACAAACCAAACAGUGACAAAGGUAACACUGCGCCCCUCUGCUAACUCAGCCUGUUACAGGAACACAGUGAACAUGUUUUGGGUGACUCACAAUGAGGAAAGACAUCAAACUAUCACAGCAUUAUUAGGGCCACCAAGGCACUGUGGAAUUUUUUUCUUAUUCCUCUUUGAACAAAUUCCGAUUCACAACUAUUCCUACAGCUUGAAGAGUUGUAGGACAAACUAUAUAUCAAAACAGCGGUUUGACCAGGAUCGGUGUGCUAUUACUUUUCUCUAUUGCAUCUGAAUGAAAAAAAAAUGUUUAAAAAAUUGUAUUAAGGUCAAUGGGACAAGCCCAAAAAAGGGCAAUUAUUGGAGUUUUUCAAACAUCUACUACUCCAGCUCUAUUUUUUGUAUUAAAAAAAAAUACUUGAUAAAUGAAUGUUUGUUGUAGGUGUGCUCCUUGUACUUGUAUAUAAUAUCACAAUGCUACUAGGAUUGAUUUUUUUUGAAAUCUCAGAAAAACCUCAUCUUGAUGUACACACUCCGGCAGUCGGCCCUGUGGCCCUUUUAAAAUUUCCCAGACGGAAUUUUCGUGUUUAGAUUUAUUGUAUUAGACAAAAAAUGGCUGAUUAUGGAGAAACAGAAAAGAGAUAAGAUAAGAGGACAUUUAUUUAUCUCUAAGGGAAAAUUUGAUAGCAUAUCCAACACGUACUGUAUAUGACAAAAGUCUGAGUAAUGACAUUGUUUUACCAUCGCUGUUUUAUCAUUUCAGGAACAGUUGUGUUCCUUGAUUGAUAAAGUUGUGAAACAGAAACAUUAUAGUGUGGUGAGUGGUCUGAACAGAUAUCUUACAUUCAUUAGCUCCUAUUCAUGACUUUGUGCGCAGUUAGAUGAUUAGCACUCUCUUCAGGAGAUGCUCUGUGUGUGGUCAGAUUACACAAUGUUUCUACCACACCAGUCAUUGUUUCAGAUAAGAUCAUAGAGACGGAUAAUCACGCUGUGACAUGACCAACAGACAUGACAGACUGCAUAAUGGUAUGAGAUCGAUUACUACCACUGACCGAAGGAAGAGGGCCAGGGCAAGACGACACCUGGAGACAUUAACACUAAGGCAGGGAGAGAAACAUGUUAUGAUGUGUUCACACCAAACACAAACACAAUGAUAUACUCGCUUAAUUUGCCUGUAUAGAUCACAUCUGCAGGAGUGCCCAAAGAAGCUGAGUAACUGCAAUAGAGGAGGGGUUCAUGUCAGUCUGUUUACAUCAAAUGUGCUUGAGGUUAGCCACUAGUGAGGAUCUGCUGUGUUUAAACAAUUUACAAUAUGAACCAACCUCCUCAGACACUUUCCUUCGAGCAAGCAAGUUUUUACACCUGCCUGAUAUUAAAAACAAGUUUGAUCCUACAGCUCAUGGAGCCACAUACAACCACAAUCACUUAACCCUAUUUUCUGACUCAAUGGGCUCUAUUUUCGUGUCCGCCGGUGAGGCGGCGGAGAGUGGCGGACCCCGCGCAGUGGUAUUUUCGUCUGGCGCAGCUGGUCUAGUGGUAUUUUGGUAGACCUGUGGCGUAUUGGCAUACGUCACCGAUGCCCCACCGGCAGGUUUCCACAAAAUACCAAAUUGUGCUUGGGAACGCCUUGUCGGCGCGGCGGACUUGACUUAUGCCGCGCCAGCGAGGCGCGAAAAUAGAGCCCCAUGUCUGCUGGUCCGGAAAAUGUCACUAUGCUGCUUAGCUAUAUGAUUUUCUUGAGUUCUGAUUUUUCAUCUCUAACGCAUUAGCGAGUGAAACGACUUGUGCGAUGCAAAAAUGUAUCAUUUGCAUGAGAAAGUUAUGUGACAAGUGAAGUGAGUGGACUGAAACUUUCCCCGCCUACUGCAGUUUGAUGAACUACUGCUCAACAUUCAUCAGCUUCACCUCCAACUUGAUAAAGUCAGAAUCAGCCAGCAUGGUUUCCUGUGCACAAAAAAGCAGAGAGUGAUCGAGAAAUCACACUGCCAUCUAGUGUUUAGGUGGAAUACUGCAGAGUGAUGCCGAAAAGCCAGAACACAAGUAUGCAAAGCUCAAGUCAGUGUGAGCCACUGCAGGGAAGAGUCAGCAAACGAGUGGAAUAGGCUCAGAUAGAUAGAAAGAAUUUUAUUGUCAUUGAGACAAGCACAACGAAAUUAAAAAGUGCCUUUACAGUCAGCGCAUUAAAGUAAAACAGUAAAACAGUAAAAACAGUGCAGAGUUAAAAUUAGUAAAAGAAUUAAAACUACAAGGUCUUCAUCUAGAAAUUCUUCAGAGCUUUUCCCACAGAAAGUCACUUUGUUUUAGCACACUCAACCACAAAUAUGCAGGACAGUUAAACUGUGAGAACAUGACAUGACUCCCCCCUCUUUAUCUCUCCUACUCCCCUUUCCCCUCCAGCCUCUGUAAUGUACCUGAACAGCAUGAGUGUGACAUGGACAGCAAGGAUCCAGAUCUUUCUGACCUGCAGUAAGCUUCUCGCCAUCGCCAUCAUCAUAGUACCUGGGAUGUACCAGUUGUUUAAAGGUGAGUGACCUUCACCAUGAUGACCUCUAGUAAACCUCUCUGAGAGCCUAACCACAGCCUGAGCCUGAGCCUGGGGAGUCAGCGCUGUGUUCAGGAACACUGCGUGACUUCACACUGAGCCAUCAGCUGAAACAAUGAACAUGGUGUGUUCAGUCUUACACAAUGUGGUGUGCUGUAAAUAUGACCUCGAGGCCUUACAGAUGAAGAUACACAGCUGCUCUCAAGAACACUCAGCACACACAUUUGUAACGUCCCAUCAGCAGGUGACACAAAGACAAACACACACACUCUUCUGAUGACCACGCUCCAUAGGUGAUAAUACAUGUGUCUGAUAGUGUCUAAUACUCUUUUUAAUAUGUUAUUUAACAGCCAUUACCUACUAGAUAUCAAUUAACUCCAAAUUUUUCAUCCUUCAUUAUUCACAUUUGUCUUCUUUCACAACAGUUUAAACCAAACCACUUCCAGAUUCAGGGCUUUAUUUUUGUGGUCUGAUUAGAUUAAAUCUGUAGGACUGGUUCAAAUAUGGGGAAUGGGUUGUCAAAAUAAUAAUGAUAAAAAGGAGUCUUCAGGCGGAUAACAUCUGGUAUUACAGUCUUUAUUUUCACCUGAAUAAAAUCUUUGCCCUGUGUUGUGUUUUUGGGAUGACUUGGUUAAAAAAAUAUCAGGAUUUGUUGUGUUGAUCACUGCGAAGUUUCAACGUGUAUCAAAAAUACUUGUUCUCAGUUACCGCCAGAUCUCAGCUGACUUUCAUUCCUGUGAGGCCAACUUUGCCCCAACGGUCAGCUAAUUUAAUUUAAAAAAAUAAUUAUAUCGUCUCAACCCGAUUGAAUCAGGGCUUUUUAAAACCAUGUUAACAUGUUAGUCUGAUUGAAACUGCACUGAAAUCAAACUUGGUUUGACUAACAUACCUGGAUAAUGCGGUUGGGAAUCGAUUCUCUCUGCCAUGUGUACGGCUCAAUUGAACUGAAACUAGCCUAAACAUUUUGCAAAUGCUCCAGUCUCUGAGCCGCUGGUUUAAUAGCAUAGAUUCAUUGCCUGUAAAUUUGGAUAAGGACAGCAGUCCACUUAAAUUUCCGAAUCAAGCUGGAACUAUGGAAACAUACUGGAUUGCCUAUACCAUUCCAUGCAUACAAAUGCAAAUGUUGCAAACAAUACCUGCACAAAGAGAUACAAUUUUCUCUGCAGCAGUUUGUGGUGUGUUUUGUCCUUUGUGUGUGCUUCAUGAAUUACACAGUGUGUUUGGCUCAUUUGAACAAGAUUAGCUGCACAGUCUUGAGGGAGAAAUAAUUUCUAAAGCUGCCGCACAAGAGCCCGUUUCUCCAAAUGCUAAGUCUAAAUGCUGCUCCAUUGCUUGCUUUUAUUGUUAACACUACUUUGAUUUUUAUUCCUGUAUUAUUAUUAAAGCAUAUCAGUCCCUGCUACAGUGCUCCCUCUAUGUUUAGGACCAGAUACAGGAACGCAGACAGUUGUCAUUGUACAUGUACAUGUUUGUGUGUCUAGGUGAGACUGGGAAUUUUGAGAAUGCCUUUGACCUGAGCGGUGUGGAGCUGUCUGGGAUGCCUUUGGCCUUCUACUCAGGGAUGUAUGCUUACGCUGGGUGGUAGGUAUGGUCCUUACAAACAUACAUGUGAACACCCACACUCAUAUUCACAUAUGUACAUCCAUUUAACAAACUCUUACGAUCGUCAGCCCAGCUCUGUAUUAACACACAUGGAUUACCUUGGGUGUUCAUGAAUACUCGGGUCUUUCUGCAGGUUUUAUCUGAACUUUGUGACAGAGGAGGUGGAGAGGCCCGAACGGUGAGUUUUAUCUCUGUGUUUGUUUUGCUCAUAUUUACACUGUGAAUUUAAAACAUGAAAUAAAAUAUGGUCUCAUGGCAGAUACUACAGUUUAUACCCAGAAUCUUAUUAUUAUGUUUCAACCGCUGCAGUGGCAAACAAUUGACUCUUUAUAAUCAGUUGGGUCCACAUUUAAAGCUUCUUUAUAUCUUGACUUGUCAGGACAGUGUGGCUUAUUAAGAUUGUUUGAAAAAGAAAAAAAAAGAAUGCUUCUCUAAUAUUUAUUAUAUAAUAUUUAAUUGACCCUCCAAGGUUUCACACUGAGGUUUGGUUCUUGUUUGUGCAGCACAAUGUGAUUUGAAUUACCCCCUGAAAUCUGUCAGCUCAGUGUAUUUCUAGUGUGAGAGCCUCCCAUCCUUUCCUGAGCAGAAAAAAAACUGAAUAAAGGAGAGGCAGAGCUUAUACAUGAAGGUCAAAUAGAGGUGAGUUAAACAGGUGAAUGACAGUGUCUCUGUUAUUACCUCUACUGCCCUCAGGACUGUGCCGUUAGCCAUCUGUAUCUCCAUGGGGAUUGUGACUUCCUGCUACGUGCUAACCAACGUGGCGUACUACACGGUCAUGUCAGCCGAGGAGCUCCUCGCCUCAGAAGCCGUCGCUGUGGUAAGAGAAACUUUUAAACCAAGAAAGAGAGGACCUGAAAUAUGACUUUUUGGGGGUUUUUUUGUAAUACAAACAUUCAAAAGUCUCUGUCAUAGUUAAAGCUCCACUCAGUAUAAUUUUGCUGCGUAGAUUCCUGACACCAAAACAAAUAAAAGAAAUAAAAUCAUUAAAGGUCAACUUUAAAAUAUUGUCCAAGUCAAAUCCAUUUAGAGUCAGGGAACUGUGUAACUGAAAUCUCUGUAUAAAAGGGACAAGGACCAAAACCAAGACUGGAUAGUCCUGAUCUUCAGGCUCUCAGGCAGCACUUCAUUCAAAACAGACGGACUCUGUCGUGGAAAUCACUGCAUGGGCUAAAAAAAACACUUCCAAAAACAACAGUCUGUAAGCAUCCAUAAAUCAAGGUUAAAACAGAACCAUGCGAAGAGGAAACCAGACAUGAACAUGAUGUAAAAACAAAGACUUUAACCUGAGUCCUAUCUUUUUGGAAAUUCGUGGAUGCUGUAUCCUUAAUUUUAAACAGUAGAGGGACCACUCAGCUUGUUUUUACCUCUCAGUUCAAAUCCAGCAUCCCUGAUGGUAUGGGGAUCAUCAGAGUCCAUGUCAUGGGUAUCUUUCACAUCUGUAAAGGCUCCAUUAAAUAUCUACAGGUUUAGGAGUAACAUCUGCUGCCAUCCAGACAAUGACUUUUUCAGGGAAGACCUUCAUAUUUCAGCAAGACAAUGACAAACCACAGUCUGCAUUAUUACAACAGCAUGGCUCUGUAGUAGAAGAGUCCUGCUGAUAAACUGGUCUGACUGCAAUCCUGACUUGUCAAUCAAGAAAAACAUUUGAAGUAUCAUGACAAAAAAAGGAGACCCUGUGAUGUUUGCUAGUCUGUGAAUGAGGCCUGAUCUCAGCGCUACAGAGAUCCUCUCAUACUUUGAUUUCUCACUGUUUUGCUGAGUCAAACACAAACGGUUCUUCUCUCUAUCUUGAUCAAUAAUGGACGGUGAAAAACAUUAUUUUGUCCUAGUACACAACCUUAUAUUUCUACAAACCCUCUGCCUGUAAAUGGAUCACUGAUACCUGUUUCACUUACAGUAGAAAUGUGAGGUCAUGUAUAUGAGGUGCUAUUAGCGAUGUUCACUCCUGAUUUUAGCCCCCCUGUUGGCUUCCUGCUCCUAACACGUCAUUAUUAGCCGGGUGUCUCUGUCAGCCGGCCUUCCCAGCAGCUGUUAAUGUGAUUGUUGGGGCUCAGCUCUGUUAAUGCUAAUCACAUCAAAACCAGCCUCUAAUAACACAGGGCUGAGUAUCAGACAGAGGGCUGCCAUCACAGAGACGCUUCACUCUGAGAUGUGCUCUUUUCUAACACAGUUAGUGUUAUUGGCCAGUGUAGGAUGAGUGAUAGCAGCGCCUUAAGAAAUGUGUUAAAGGUGCUAAUAGCAUUAUGUCUUCUUAGAAAGCUGUGAUGGAAUAAAGACUUUCUCCGGUCUUCCUCUCUCACAGAGUGAUGAUAAAGUUUACAACUCAAACUUCAUUACAGACUUUAACUCAUGUCCAGGUCUCGUCUGGAGGAGGCCGGCCUGAGGACACAGAGAGUAAUGUGAGAUGGUUAAAUUACAGGUAUGCUUCCUUGAUGUUAGAGUGUAAGGAGUGAUGGAUGGAAAAGGAUGAGCGUUUAAACUGUGUACUUAUCAUUGUUAGUUUGAAAAGUCAUCAGACUGUAAUGUUAAACCAUGAACUGCUUUGUAAAGAGGGCCAAAGAGAGGGGAUGAUGUGAACUUCUUUAGGUGAAGGUGUGUAAGAGACCGCAAGCUGUUUCAAACUGUCAGGAGAGUCAAAGAUACAGGAGAGGAGAAUUAAGACCAGAACUUUUGUAUAUGAGCUGAUUCCAAUGAAGCUGGAGCAAACUGAGUCUUAAAUUAAGUUCAACUGUGUUGGUCCCCAUAUAAGAAGGAGGCUAAAGGUGUGGAGGCGGGCCUUAAGCUGCCUUACAAAUAGUGUGCCCAACUCUGAUAGGUCAGCCAUGCUUUUGAUUGGCCAUUCUCAUAACCUGAAUAUCUCUAAAACAAUUGUGUUAAUAAUGAUGAUAAACAUACUACUACUACUACUACUACUACUACUACUACUACUACUACUACUACUACUAAUAAUAAUAAUAAUAAUAAUAAUAAUAAUAAUAACAACAACAUUAAUAAAGUAGCUCUCUGUGCCGAAGGGGCUGUGGAAUCCCUGAACUAAUUGGACCCAAACCGUUUUAUUAGCAAUGAGAAACAGGCUGCAAAUGAAAAGAACACACUGUAAAACACCAAAUCAGCUGCAUGAACAUCAAAAGAGUUGCAAAUACACUAAUGGCAAAAUGCAGAAAAGCAGAAAGCAGCUGUGAAUCAAGAUAAAAUAUAUCAAAUGAUAUCAAAUAAUGCUACCUUUCCACAUAAACAAGUUUAAUGUGUACUCUUCUUCACUGUUCCAUAAAUAACAAAGUCAUGUAAACCAGCACCCCCACAGGCCUAGAGUACCUUCAUGUAUUUGUUGGUUUUAUUUGUUCUGCAUCUGCUGUUGUGUGUUUUUUGCUUUGUGUAAUUUGUGUACUUGCAGUGCUUUUGCUGUUUAUGCAGCUGUUUUGACUUUUUGCGGCACUUUUUUUUUUUUUUUUGCAGUAUUUCGACUGUUGUGUUUGUUUUUGGUUUUUGCAUGUGCUAUUUAAGUUGUGUUUUUUCUGCAUUUGUUGUGCAUUUAAAGAUUGUUUGGACACUUGCCUGUCAGCCACAUGUUUAAUUUAAAGCAUGAUUUAUGUACAGGAGAUACGCCUGCUUUUGAAGAGAGGCAAAUGAGAUGGGCCCCUUUGAGUAUAAACAUUCAGAGCAGUUAAAGCAGGGGCAAAAACUGAAAAACCUCAUUACAACUUCAUGUCCACCUGUCAGUGUUAAUGUUAUACUAAGAGAACCAGGCUCACCAAGGCAACAAUUAAAACACAAUGACUGUUCCUCUGUCUGAUGAUGGAGGCCUUUUUGUGGACAUGAACCUUAUCAUGUCUGCACACAGUAUCAUCUGUAUUGUUUCCAGCUCAUACAAAUCCUUGGUUUUCAGGUGUAAUCCUGUUUGAGUAGGUGUAAUGAAUGAAACUCAGCUUCAUGUCUGAUAAUUUCUUUCUAUAAUCUCAUAAGAACAUUAAACAUCUCAAACCAAAUCCUAAUAUUAUUGCAUCAUUAAAGAGGGGGGCCGUAAUAUAACAUUAAAUGACAUCACCUUUGUUGUAAACACACAUGUAAAAGAUAAAUCCUUUUACAGUCCGCUCAUACAUGGAUUGUGGACGGUGACUAAUCAGCUCUGAACGGCUCCAUGAAUAAUAAUCAGCUAUUCUCCCACUUGCAUGUGACCCAUUUAUGACAAUUACAGCGAGAAGUCCAGCCAGUUGCUCCACAUCUAACCCUAACUUCAUGAAAAAGACUAAACCAGUUCAGUAAAGCGAGGACUGGAAACUUUGAAACAUGUUUGCGGAACCUGCUGCUCUUCACAAACAGGUUUUGAUCAGGUUUGACUCCAGACUAGUCAGACUGACUUUCAGCUCAGACACUGUAAGAUCCCCUCUGACUUUAUCUUCAAGUGAUUUGAUGUAGUUUGUUUCGUUUGUGGCUGAAGAAUGUGUUGUACUAAUACUGGACCAGUCUGAGUUUGGUGCAUCACCAGCAAUUAUGGUCUCUAGCAUUUAUUUAUUUACUCCUUUAUUUAUUAUCCCUAUUCGUUAUUACCAUACUAUUAGAAAUACAAAUAUUUACAAAACAAAACAGAACAGAUUUUUAUUCAGGGACUGACAAAAAAGUUGUGGGUCAAAACUGUAAAAUAUAUCAAUCCUCUCAUGAAAUGUCACACAUAACUCAAACAGAUGAUUGCAUUACUAAUUGUGAUUGUUUGAACUGGUUUAACUAGUUAUUUUAGUUAAAUGUAGCAAUAACGAUUGUGCAAUAAUGACAGUGAAUCAGUGCCACCUGCUGUUAUGCAAAUGAGAUAGACAACAGGUGGAUAGAUGAGACAAAUAGCAUGAUGUUUUACAAUUGGUGGUCUCAGAUCGUUUUCCUCUUCUCAUCCUUUCUGGAUGAUUCUUGGCAAGUUUUGAAUUUUUUCUGCGCUCUCACCACUAUUGAUUACAUAAGGGUUGGAUUUGCAGCCCACAGAAGUUGCUCAGGUAGUGCAACUCCAUCACACUCCCCUCAUCCAGCAGUGUAGAGCCAGAUGUGCAGCUUUGUCUUUAACUGGAUCUUUGGUAGAUCUUGUUUUGAAGUGCUGAAGCCGUUUGCCAUCCAGUGAUUAAAGUGUGAUAAAACAAAAGGAAAGAUUUUCUUAGUUAACUUCUUUAAGUCACAUGUGAGGUUUGUUCCUUCGUGUGCCUCCUUAAAUUGGUUAUAUCUUAGUAAAUGGAGUUACUGUGUCUCUAUCUCUAUGUAUCAGAGAUUGUAAAGACAUGAUUGAGAGACGAUAAAGAGAUGAUACAGAGGUUUUAGUGGAGGCAGCUUUCAGUCACAUUUCAAGUCAAAUCUCCAAAACAACAAUUUGGACACAUUUUGGUCCAAUCUGUGAAAUUUUAGAUCCAGUACAAAGCAAACAGUAAAACUUCUUCAAUAGUAAAAGUUUUUGACAUAUUCUUAACUCUUCACCCUGAGAGGCCAAAUCAGUAAUCAGUGUGUAAACCUCUAAAGCAGACAGCAUGAUGUCAAAAGAAAGAUGUCUCCAGCUCUGCCAUAUGUCCUCAUUUAUCUUGCAUCAUUUAUUCUUCCUCCCUCACUCCUCUGUCUGGUUUUAUUUUCUUGUUGGCUGUAGACGUUUGCAGAGAAGCUGUUGGGAAAAUUCUCCAUUGCUGUGCCGGUGUUUGUAGCUUUGUCCUGUUAUGGCUCCAUGAACGGCUGCCUCUUCGCUUUGUCAAGGUACCUUGAAUACUUCCUCUAUCCUAGCCAUCACAUUGACAGCAUGAAGAAAUAUGAAUAUAUUUUAAGGGAAACCUUCAGCACAGCAUCAUACUGUUGGUUUAUUUAACUGCGCAAUGCAAGACAUGGCAAAUAAUAAAGCAGACAGACAAAUAAAGAGCAUGGACAUCACUCUACUGGGAUGGACAUUUUAUAGCAACUUAGUUUUUACCUUGUUAUAUUGUAAACUUUGACAAAGGAGCCAAUUUUGGGGCUUGUUGUUUUAUAAGGGGCAGGUUGUAUUGAAUAACUUAUUCAUUUGUGAUCCAAAACAAUAUUACCAUUAUUUUCAUGUUGUAACAAAACCAGAAACGAGAUAACCCAAAAUCAGAGCACAUUUGUCCUGUUUUUUCAUCUGUGGUCUUUCAUUUUCUCCUUUUACCAUUUCAAAUUCUUCUUUUGCCAUUUUCAACUAAAAAAAGGCAUGUGGCUAAUCUCUUUUUUUAAUACUCCUCUUAUUAUUUCUCAGUUACAGCAGGUAGAGGAGCUUUACCUGACUUUAAAUUCCAUCAUUUCUAUAUUCCCACAACCUUUCAGAUUUCCCAUCUGCCGUGGAAAACUUGAUAGUCAGGCUACUUUAGCCAAAUGACAACAGUUUUAACCUUUUUUUUUCUCUCUCCGUUUUAAAGUAGAGAAGAAAGAUGUAAAACAGGCAAUAGUGUUUUGGUUUAUUUGAUUCAGGCCAUAAAACAGUUACCCUGUUUCUGGUUUUUGGACAGCAAGGAGGAGGUGGAACUGUUUGUCUACAAAGAGGAAUACUGAAAAAGAUGCUGUAAAAAUGUCAGUCUCUGCAGUACAGUAGUCAGUUGUAACAGAAUUCAGCGCACAGGAUGACUUGGACUGAUGAUUAUUAAGUCAUGACCAGAGGCAGCGGUGGACAUGAUAGGCAGACAUGAUGAAUGUCAGAGAGUUACCCAAAACCUUGAAGGGUCAUCUCUACUAGUUACAGUAGUACAAUUACAGUAUGUCCAAAGUCACCAUUGAAAGCACUUCAAUAAAGUGAGAACAAGGAUGUCAGAAUCCCACCUUGAAAUGCAAGUUUGUGAGUACCUUUACAGGAACAGUUGAAGAGCAAGCUGUGCUGAUUAAAAACAAAGACAUGAGACAAGGAAAUGUUAUUUUGUUGGACAUUUUGUGAGUGAUUAGGCCCUAAAGACACCAGCCAAAGGAGCUAACUUGGUUAUACUCUUCAUGUUGUGUCUCUGCUGUCCAACAGCUCUCACAAAGAAACUGUUUAAACUCACAAAAUCACAAAAACUGAUAUUUUGCCAAGUUACUUCAUGAUAUCAUUGAGAUGAGGCAGUCAAUCAGUCAAUCAGGUUUGAUGCAUAUUGUAUCAUAGAGUCAUUGCUGUUACCCAGACUGUACAGAUACAGUGAUGUAUAAUUUAGAGUGGUGAUACAAAUAAUAAUGGAGAGUGUUUCAUCAGGUCACCUCCUCUGUUUGGAAUUUUUUUUUACCUCUAAAAGGGAGUUAUUUUUAAAAGAUAUUAAACAAAGUUUAGUCUGUGUUUACUCAGAAAACAAUAACCUGCUCUCAAGCAGAUCAUCCGUAUAAAGUCAGUGUGUGUGUGUGUGUGUGUGUGUGUGUGUGUGUCUACAGGAUGUUCUUCGUGGCGUCUCGUGAAGGUCAACUCCCGGAGGUUUUGUCAAUGGUUCACAUCCGCAGACACACCCCUCUGGCAGCUGUCCUCAUACUGGUCAGUUCACUGUGCAGGCAACAGGAUCUGUUUAAAACCAUUUCUCAUCACAACACAGACUUUUAUACUCACUGAGGGAACAUCUACAUGUGUAUAAAGAUAUGAUAAACACUGAUUCUUUCUUUGGGGCUGAUUCCAGUGAUGAGUUUUUGAACACUUUUCUGUCUCCAUGACAACACAGGAACAGUUUGAAACAUUCACAUAGGCAUGCUGAACUUCAUGAGCUUCCUUGUGAAUGCGCAAUGAAACUGAACGGAAGCUACAACAACAGCUUUGGAAACUGGACUUCAAUUUUGAUACCUGUGUGUGUGUGUGUGUGUGUGUGUGUUGUGCGCAGUACCCCAUGACCAUGCUCCAGCUGUUUGUUGGAGACAUCUACGGUCUGCUGAACUUCAUGAGCUUCCUGCGCUGGCUCUUUAUUGGUGUGGUGGUCCUGGGCCUGAUUUACCUACGCUACACCAAACCUGAUCUACCCCGCCCCUUUAAGGUGCGCCUUGUGCACACUUGUGCACGACUCAUCUGGUUCUUGAGGCUCUGUUUACCCUUUGUUAAUGCACGUUUCUGCAUCUUUGUCAUAUACGGUGUGUGCUGAUGGUAAUGCUUCAUCCUGAUUGGUCCUCAGGUGCCGCUCUUCAUCCCUGUGGUGUUCUGCUUCACCUGUUUCUUCAUGGUCUUCCUGUCUCUGUACUCCGACCCCAUCAACACAGGGAUCGGGUUUGCCAUUUCCCUCACUGGGAUCCCUGCCUACUACGUCUUUAUCUACUUCACGGACAGGCCAAAGUGGUGUCAGAGGGCACUGGGUGAGUCCUAAAAACUGAUCUUUAUUACAGCAAUGGGGACUCACAGUCAGCUGAUUACAUUACCUUUAUAGUUGAAAUGUACACAUUUAACAUGAGGAACCCUGAACUUGACUCAGUGAGGAUGUUGGUGGCGUAUAAAGUGCAAUAAGCAGUGAACACAAUGCCUCACAAAGGUAUGAUUUAUACUACAUUAUACCCUUUGAAUCCUAGAUUUCAUAACUUCAUAACUUUACAAACCCCACAACUUUACCCAGUUAUGAAGAUUCAGAGAGAACUCGUUCAUUGUGUCUGAAGAAGUUAUAAUUCCCUUGACUUUUAGAUGGAGGCAGUAACAGAACAUAAUAUAAGAGUUUAAACAGACUCUUGAAACUUUGACCUUUUUUUUGCAGGAACAGUAGCAGUUUUUAAUAUUUCUUUGUUCUACAUAAGAAACCUUCAAACUGAAGCAAUGCACAAUGCAAUACAACAGCAAUGCUAAUGAGACAUUGCAAAUAUUAUCUCUGUUGUACGCAUGAAGGUCAGAGUUUGCAAAGCUCUGUAGUUUUAAAGCUUUGUUAACGUCUGUAAGCCCAUAACACUGUUCUGUUUACAACACACACUCUCAUUACGCACAGCAUGAAAAAUGUAAUAAAAACAUUAAUAUGUAUCACGAGAUAUAAUUUCCUUUCGCUUCUGUUUUGUUUCUUCAGAUUCUUUCAACAGAAACCUGCAGAUCCUGCUGGAGGUCGUCCCUGCUGAACAAUAACCUGCUGACAGUUUAAUGAAAAUUUUACAUGUUUGAGAUUUCUCUGAGUUUUUUGUUUUGUUUUGUUUUGUUUUUUUUAAUGUUUUAUUAAAAUAUGAAACUUUCUGUUGUAAAAGGUUGAAGUGAUUUUAUACCUCAGUGUUUCCCUGAGUAUCACAAUGAUGUACUGAUCAGUCAACACUCAGCUGAUCUCUGCUUUAUGUUAAACAGCCCACACACACGCACACACUCUGACUGACUGUGGUUGAAGUGUCUCAGGAAAACAGCAGUUACACCUCGGUCAGUCGCUGACUCAGAUGUUUCACCAAUUUGUCUGACUGUGCUGUAACACUGAUAACACAGACAUAUGUUUGUAAGAAGUCCCACACAUGCAAACAGAACUGGUCAUCAGUGUGGUCACCUGCUGAGACAUCUGUUUUCAACGAGAGGCAACUAAGACAAAUUAUGACAUAUGAAAUAAACCCCCUGUAAGACACCUGAAAGCUGCAAGUCUCACAGAGAGUGGACAAGAUAGAGCUCAAUCUUAGUUCUGUUUUUCCUCACCUCUUUCCUCCUUCCCUCCCUGAGCUUCUCUUCUUCUCCUGCGGUUCCAUGGACGAACACAUGGGGGUGCUGCCGUGCUUCACAACACUGCUGGAUACUUCCUCUAAAACAAUGGUUGAAAGCAGCGGACCUGUUUUAGCAUGGAGCUCCACAGCCUGAAAUAACAUCUGAACAGGAAAAAGAAAGGAUAUUACUAAGGAAUAAAGAAAGAUUCAGAGGACACGAGCUUUUACUUGGAUGGAAAAAUCAGAAGUAGGAGGAGGAAGGGAUGAGAAAAAUAGACUAAUAUUUUAAAAUGGACUACAGGACACUGACCCUGACCUCUGUGAAUGAUCAAGCGAGGGAAAAAUGGAAAUCUGUGUCAAUGAGAUUUUUGGACAGUAAAGAAAUGAGAUUGAAACAGAGUUUUUGAGGCAGGAAGCUCCUCUCCAUCAGACAAUAGAGGAAGGUUUUACUAACUGAAUACUGCACCUCUUUAAAACUGCCUCCUGUUUUUGACAAUCCAGGACAGGAAACCUUCCACAGAUUGAUUCUUUCAGUUCAAGGAUGGAAACACUGGCAGAGGAAGGCUUUUCUCUUCAGUUUCUCCUGCCUAAUGGCCUUAUUUAACCUGAGCUUUUGUGUCAGUAAGGCUGCAGAAUAAAGACUAAAUCUUUACUAACUCAACUACAUCCACUCAUGGCUCAAACAUAUCUGAUAUUCCAGUUUAGCCUCACAUAAUUUGGUUUUAGAAUGUCGAAUUCAUCUUCUUAGAGGAUGGUUUGUGGUUUUACAUGGUUGGCUUUAAAGCUUGGCCAUAUAAAAAUGCAAACUAGUGUCCGUUGUGUAACCCCAGUGGUUAUUAUUAUUAUUUUUCUAACUCAGGCAAGAAAUUUUUGUGUCAUGACAGACUGUUUGAUAACAUUUCACAAUCUUAUUACCCAUCGAUGAUCAUCCUUCGCUAUUUAUAACCUUGAGGACAACAAGUGCUCUGUUCUAUGCUGCAGUCUGCUGGGGAGGAAGUAUCAAACAUAAAGAUGCAAGACGUCUAAAUAAACUGGUGAAAAAGGCUGGCUCUGUGGUAGGACUCAAGCUGAACUCAGUGGAGGAUGUGGUGGAGAGAUCUACACUGAGGAAGGUGGAGUCUAUUCUAAAGAACAUGGAUCACCCACUUCACAAAACCUUGAUGGACCAAAGGGCCAAUGGUGGUGGACGGCUCCUCUCUCUUCGCUGCAGGACAGAAAGAUUCAGAAGAUCUUUUGUACCAACAGCCAUCAGACUUUACAACUCUUCUGUAAAUAGUAGAUCACUUUUAGUGACAUGACAAAUGAGAUGACAGACAUUUGAAUUUCCCUUCAGGGAUAAAUAAAGUCCUUCUUAUUUUAUCUUAUCUUUCUCAGAAAAUCUGAUGCAGCUGGUGGUUUAAAAAAAGAGCCUACCAGUCAUAAAAUCUUUGUUCUAUGUUUGCAUGUCAGCUCGUGUUAUUAAACAAUUGAAAAUUCACA
This is a messenger RNA of Xyrichtys novacula (pearly razorfish), 22926 nucleotides long. The record is from the annotation of a GenBank genome assembly. NCBI's taxonomy places the organism in Eukaryota, Metazoa, Chordata, Actinopteri, Labriformes, Labridae.